AUGGAAGGAUUUACAAGCACACUUUCCAUUUCGCCAACCUAUGGCACCCUCUCUAGCGAGCAAACCGAUAUGGGUACUGAGGAAAACUUGACAGGUGUUGUAGCUAGUGAUACAGCUUCAUCGGGCACUUCAACUGGAAACUUUUCAAACGAUUUUGAGCCAAGAACGGAAUCAACUCGGUCAGAAGACGAUUACACUCUUAGCAGUGAGAUAUUGAGUGAAGUUACACAGUUCUCAGCCACCGACGUAAGUGAUUCUAAGCAAAGAGGAAAGAGCGAAACAAUUUUUGGCACACUGAGUAUCCAAACGACAUUGAAGAGAAGAUCCACAACGAUCACGACAAUGUUGGGGAGCAGAUAUGCCUACACCACUAUUCCCUUUUCUGAUUCAGAAGAUGGAACCAUCUCUAGAAUUGAAGCAAGUGGCACGACAGUGGACUCUUCGGUGUCGUCAAGGAAAGUUACUGAGGAGGAAGAAGGGAACAUAACAUUGGAAACAACUUAUGAGGAACAUGCACCGGCAACUAAGAAGUUUGAGGAAAAAGAAGAGGAGAAACAGAGACCACCAAUGACGAGUACACUGACAACAAAUGAGAAUCGUCAUGUAACACAUGCUUCUUCUUCUGCUUCUACAAGAAAAGAAACCACUAAACCCUCAACUUCGGAAGCCUCUAAUCAAGUGGAACUGUCUGACCCUUUAUCUCCAGAAGCACACUCUACAUGGACAGAUAUUAGCGAUUUUGCCUUGUCAACAAAUCAUGCGCAUACAAGUGCACUGGAGGACGCUAAUCCAAACAAGGAUUCAACUACCUACAACUCAGAGGAUAUGACGACUGCAAUACCCACCUCAUCGCAUGAGAGACAAAAGAUAAGCACUAAAUCUGCUACUCCAGAUGCUGGUCAGAACACAGAAGGCAUAAGCACAGCAGAGAACCGAAGUUUCUAUCCUCAAACAGCGACAUCGAUAUCUCAGAAUCCUCUAGAGAAUGCUACCAGCUCAGGCAGAAGUGAAUACCCAACUUUCGAAGCAACGCUGACGGUGGAAGGGUCUACUUCUAAUCCUGUGACUGGCAGCAAAAAAGUAUCUGCCAGUUUAAAUUUGAGUAAGACGGGAAUUACCAGCUCAGGCAGAAGUUACCCAACUUUCGAGGCAGCAUCGACAGUAGAAGGGUCUACUCCUAAUCUUGCAAUCGGCACCAAAGAAGUAUCUGUCGAUUCACCUGCGAGUAAGACGGAGUCUUCAAACUACAAAGAAACGGCUACGACAGAAGUCGAAGGAGAAAAAAGUCGUACAAAACGUACUGAUCUAAUUACUAAGACUUCAAAAUCUAAGUUCGAGUCAACAACAUCUUCUCAAUCACUCGCACAAGCCCUUUCUACACCUGAAGUUUCGGUGGAGAGCAUUAAUUCAACGACCGGCAUAGCGGACAAAAGACCAAAAACGAAACUUUCAACUAUAGAAGAGGUAAGAAGCAAUCCAACAAGAGCAGCGGAUGUAAACGGCAAACUUCUAAGCUUCACAUCACAAGGGCCUACAUCUUCCUCCUUCCAACAAAAUUCGAUAACACCUUCCGCAUCAGAAUUUUCGAGAGGACACAGUUAUUUGAUAGCUAUAAUCACUCCAACAAGCGCUGAUUUCGCUUCGUCGGUUACGGAAGAAGGAUUUACUCGCCAUAAGACUACAAUCACAGACAGGAAAACCAGUAUGGAACUGCUUGAGACCAGCACAUCUGAGUAUCGAGAAACUACAACGUCCGCCAUAUCAGAUGAAUCUGAUGAUAUGGCUUAUAUAUCGAGCAGUGUAAGUACGGCUAGCUCUCAAAUGGUUCGCUCAACAACUCUAACACUCAAGUCAAUAUUGUUUACCAAAUCCAUUCCUGCACAAACCGGCUCAUUUUCAAUGAAAAAAAUACCUGCCAGUUCAUCUUUGCCUAGCACCUAUACGACCAAUGGAAUGUCAACUUCCUCAGCGGAAGAAUUCGCAGCUUCAAGCAUAGGAACUGAAUUUGUGUCACCUAUGACCGAUUCCAAAGAGCUCGGCAGGAUGAACCCGGACACAACCGCCUACACAAAGGAGUUAAUGUCAUCAAGAUUGCUCAAUUCGAGACUUUCGAGCAAAUUCUUCUCAAGUGACACAAGCAAAGCGAACGGUCUUGCUUCUUCUUCGCAGAUACAAGAAGAUACGACUUCUGCUUCCAGUUCAAUGGGAACAACCAACUUUAUCUCAACAGGGGCCUUCUCAACAGAUGACAAACAUUCUACAUCGAUGCCCUUCACAAGCACCAUCACUUCUGGUCUUAAUUCAACAAGACUGUCAGAAAGGCCUAGUUUUCUCACCACAGCACUACUUUGGCUUUCAACUGCAUAUUUGAAAACUCAAAGUGAUUACAACGCAUCUUCUUACUCUGCGACUAACUAUUCAACAACAGCCAGAGGACGUACAUACUUUACGCCUUCUACAGCAGAAAUCGCUAUUCCAGUCUCUACCGAGGAGACAAGCCGUUCCUUUUUACAGGAACUAUUCACGAGCGGACUAAAUACAAUAUCCCAAUUUCUGCAAAGCUCAUCGAACCUAUCGCGAAACUUUCAGACAACCACAGCAGUGUUGAAAAGUAGUAAUGACCUCACAGAACGCUUCGUACAAGUUGAUAAUCAAUCUCGGUUAACAUCCUCAAAGAUGGCAGGAACUUCGACUUUUCUAACUCUUCCACACAGCAAGCCAACACAUUUGAUAAAAGAUACAACCACGGAAAGGUGGACUACUGAAUUAGGUAGUAUUAAGAAACUUUGA
Messenger RNA from Cylicocyclus nassatus, 2790 nucleotides. The record is from the annotation of a GenBank genome assembly. Lineage: Eukaryota; Metazoa; Nematoda; Chromadorea; Rhabditida; Strongylidae.